Molecule: messenger RNA, 566 nt
Organism: Astrephomene gubernaculifera
Lineage: Eukaryota; Viridiplantae; Chlorophyta; Chlorophyceae; Chlamydomonadales; Astrephomenaceae
Source: the annotation of a GenBank genome assembly
UGGCUUUAGAGUUAGCCGCGAACUCGAAGGCUACAUGUCAUCAGUUGCGGAAGCGCGUGACGAUGAUGAUGGCUCCGAAAGCCAAGAUUCUGACUUCGGCAUCGACCGCGUGAUGGUGGCAGAGCAUAUUACCGGCUUUGGCCGGCAUUGCGCUGCAACCCACCCAGAGCUAGCCGCAAUGCUGCGGGCCUACGUGCACUACGACCUUGACUCUGUUUUCAGGCGCGCUUCCAUGUUGACCUGGGCCCGCAGCAAUGCAUCGCAAGCUCGCGCUACCUUGGCCGACGUCACUGGCCUGGAUGAUACCCUCGACAACUUUGGCGAAAAGACCGACCCAUCUGGAUACAAGGUUUGUGACCGCAGUUCUGAUCUCAGAGAGUACACGAAGGACAGCCUGCUGGCCAAGUGUGAGGAGGCCAUUACGAGUGAGGACAAGAAAGCCGAGGAGGUCUUCCAGGCCCUGCUGGAGCAGCACUCCUACCUGACCCCCGACCUGCUGGAGCUCAUGGCUCGGGACUCAGAGGAGAGCAAGGAGGCCUUCGAGAUGAGCAGAGCUGAUAGCAACA